AUGGAGAGGCCGACUGUAACACUUCGCAAUUUUGAGGAAUCCGACUUGGACGAUUUCAUGGAGUGGGCGACGGACGAGGAGGUGUACCGUUUUUCCAUGCGGGAGACUUUCAAAUCCAGAGAAGAGGCGGAAUUUUACAUAAAAAACGAAGCCAUGGGGCACCCCUGGUUGAAGGCCAUUUGCGUGGAGGGCAGGGCUGUGGGUUCAAUUUCCCUCUACAGAGGCCUCGGCAAUUCCUCCUGCAGGGCGGAGAUUGGAUACCUGGUGGCGCGGAACUGUUGGGGGAAGGGGAUCGCCUCCCAAGCCGUAAAGUUGUGUCUCUCCACUGCCUUCACUGACAUGCCCGAUUUGGAGCGCAUCGAAGGUCUGGUGGAGCCAGAAAAUGUAGCGUCUCAGAAAGUCUUGGAGAAGGCCGGAUUUGUCAAGGAAGCCCUGCUUCGCAAAUUUUUUACGGCCAAGGGAAAAACCAGGGACUUUUAUAGUUACAGGUUUCUCUCUGAGGAUUUGCCACACUCUAUGUAG
Molecule: messenger RNA, 522 nt
Organism: Cryptomeria japonica (Japanese cedar)
Lineage: Eukaryota; Viridiplantae; Streptophyta; Pinopsida; Cupressales; Cupressaceae
Exons: 1
Coding region: 1-522 (173 amino acids)
Molecular function (GO): acyltransferase activity, transferring groups other than amino-acyl groups
Source: RefSeq, a predicted model, not a curated record